Molecule: messenger RNA, 2533 nt
Organism: Scheffersomyces stipitis CBS 6054
Lineage: Eukaryota; Fungi; Ascomycota; Pichiomycetes; Serinales; Debaryomycetaceae
Gene: SCY1
Exons: 3
Coding region: 2-2533 (843 amino acids)
Biological process (GO): protein phosphorylation
Molecular function (GO): ATP binding; protein kinase activity
Source: RefSeq, a predicted model, not a curated record
UAUGUUUAAGCUCCUGUUCAGAACGGGAAUAAGAGCUCUGUACAAUGUACUGGACAAUCCCACGUUUGUGUCGGAGCCUUGGUAUAUUUACCCGGCCAAACACAAAGCAUCAGGUAGAAUCGUUUCCGUUUUCAUCUUUGACAAGACUAAGUUUGAAGCACAGGUUAGUCGACUUUUCUCCAACAGCUCCAGUGCCAAGAACCCGAAGGUGAUCAUCAGCGAAUGCUAUGAACUUAUCAAGCACGAAGUGAACCAGUUGAGUAAAUUGAAACAUCCACAGAUUCUUCAGCUAUAUGAAGUUCUAGAAGAAACCAAGACGAAAUUCCUCUUUGUCAGCGAAAAAGUUACGUGUAAUUUGCAGACGAUUGAUUUUGGCAAAGAAUUAGAUGAACUUAGUAUUCAGAAGGGGUUGUUACAAACUGCAAAGGCUCUACAGUUUUUGCACAACUUUUGUUCUAUUAUCCACUUCAAUCUCCAGCCAACUUCCAUCUUCGUCAAUGGUCAAGGUGAUUGGAAACUCAGUGGGUUCAAGUUCCUACAGAAUUUGAACGAGAUUUCACCGCUGGAAAGAGAAAAUUUCUACAUCAUGAACAACUCUUCGAUGGUGCCCUUUGCAAACUUGAACUUGAAUUUCACAGCGCCCGAGUUGAUUAUCGAUUCUCUGCUGAAGCUAGACUUUGCUAACGAUAUCUGGUCCUUGGGUUGUAUAAUCUUUUACCUCUACAACAAUGGAGAACAGUUGAUCAACUGCUUCGACUCUAACAGUAUUUCAGACUACAAGACAGAGUUCAGAAAGUUUGAAAUGAAGUUUUACAACCACAAACCGACAGAGUUGAAGUAUCUCUUGAAGAACAUCCCUGAAAAAUUGUACCCUAUUUAUUCACAAAUCCUUGCCAGAUACCCUCAUGAUAGAAUCACCAUAGACCAGUUUAUUGAUUCAGACUUCUUCAAUGGAAGCUUGAUCAGAGCCAUGUUGUUUGUAGACGAAUUCACGACUAAGACUAUUGAGGAAAAAUUGAUAUUUUUGUCUGGACUUUUGGAAACCAACGACACCAAUACCAACUUGUUGGCUCAGUUUCCUCCUGCAUUCCGUUCGCUGAAGCUAUUGCCGUUGUUGGUGGACUUAGUGCAACACGAGUUGAGUGUGUUGAACGGAAACACACAGACUGUAGAUUCUCAAACUGACAACUUGAUCUCCCUGUCGCUUGACAUAGUUUUCAAGAUCUCGGGUAGUAUAUCUGGAUUGACAUUCCAAGACAAGGUCUAUAACUCGUUGUUGAAAGACGAUUCCAAAAACAAACAAUAUCCCAAGACAUUCUCCAAGUUGUUGAACGCUUCUGUGAAGACGAGAUUGACAGUGGUAGAAAACUACUCUAUUUUGCAAGAAAAAUUGAACGAAAAGCAGUUUGUAGAUCUUUUCAAGGUAAUGCUCGAGUUGGCAAUGACUUCGACAGGCGGGGAAGGUCAAGCUAAACAGGACCAGAUCAAGUUGCAAGAUACAUACUUACAAUACUUGCCUAAUGUCGUGGAAAAGAUCGAGUUCCCAUACAUCAAGAACACAUUGUUCCCCAUGAUCUGCCAAGUAUUCAAGACGACAACGAUUUUGUCAACAAAGUUGUCAACUAUUCAAACGUUUGAAGUUAUGGUAGAUAAGAAGAUUAUCGACAAGAUUAUUGUCAACGAUCAGCUUUUCCCCGUAUUGAAGAAUUUGAAGAGUAGGGACAAGCGAAUAGUCAAGGUAAUGUUGAAUUUCUUCAUGAAGUUAAGCAAGAGUGAACAUUUAUCGUUGCCACUCGAGGCGGUUGUGGAAUCGGUAUUACCGCAAUGUUUGCUGCUUGCUUUCAGCUGUAAUGAUUGCACACAGCCAGAAUUUAGACAGAUGAUGUCGAUCAUAAACGAUAUACAAAAGCAUUUGAUAGACACCAAAAUGGAAGAUCUUCCGGUUUCGGCUCCAACACACAAUCGAGCCAAUGGUUCACAUGAGGCUACUAAUUUCGAGGAGUUGAUCUCGUCGCAAGCCAUAACUGAAGGAAAUAAGGAACACAUUUUAAAGGGGCCACUGUCUAAAACAAUAAUGCAGCCACGUCCAAUACUUAAACCAUCACCUUCUCCCCGAGCAACACCCAAACCUAGGGUGCCUCCUAAGACCACUAGUCCUAUGACGUUGACACCGCAUACUGCACGCAAGACUGGCUCACCACUAUCGUUUGGAGCAGCUAGCAAUGCUUCCAACAGCAGAAACAGCAAGUUGCUCAAUACUUUGAACAGUACGUACGAAAGUAAGGCUACUGAUGAAGAUGACGAGUUCGACAACUUCCAGGAGGCGCCAAUCACAAACACUACGAUCAAUUGGCUGUCUGCGGCAGCUAAGACAUCACCAACAGCUACUGAGACACCUCGUAUGACUGUGCUGUACCCUCCUGGAUUCAACACUGUGUUGACUCCAAACAGUAACAAGAUCCCAAUGUCAAAGACGAACAAUAACUACAACACUAGCUCCAAUGGGAACGACAGUUUAUUGGAUCUCAUAUAG